Penicillium pulvis is the source of this 957-nucleotide messenger RNA. Its product is annotated as glycoside hydrolase family 43 protein. The transcript is spliced from 2 exons. Gene Ontology annotation, molecular function: hydrolase activity, hydrolyzing O-glycosyl compounds. The record is from RefSeq and is a predicted model, not a curated record. Gene Ontology annotation, biological process: carbohydrate metabolic process. Bases 1 to 957 code for a protein of 318 amino acids. NCBI's taxonomy places the organism in Eukaryota, Fungi, Ascomycota, Eurotiomycetes, Eurotiales, Aspergillaceae.
AUGGGCUCUGCCAUCUUCCUUACAUUGGUCUCAGCAAUCCUUGGACUUGCAGCUUCUGAGUCCACCCGUGUAAUUGAUUCUAAUUUCCCAGAUCCUUGUGUGAUCCAAACAAGUGAUGGCUAUUACGCGUUCGCGACGAAUGGAAACGGCGUGAAUGUCCAGAUCGCAUCAUCUUCCGAUUUCUCAACAUGGGACCUGUUGUCCGGUACUGACGCUUUGCCCGGUCCAUUCCCAUCGUGGGUUGCAUCAUCGCCUGCCGUCUGGGCACCCGACGUGAUUCAAAGGGAUGAUGGCACAUUUGUGAUGUACUAUUCUGCUGCUUCAAGCGAAGAUUCUAGCAAACACUGUGUUGGUGCUGCCACUUCCACGACUAUCACUGGGCCAUAUACCCCGGAGGACAGUGUAUUGGCUUGUCCGUUGGAUCAGGGCGGUGCGAUUGACGCAGAUGGGUUUAAUGACGGAGGCACUUAUUAUGUCGUCUAUAAGAUUGACGGGAACAGCCUCGAUGGUGAUGGAACUACUCAUGCUACUCCCAUUAUGCUGCAGGGUCUGAACUCGGAUGCUGUCACUCCAUAUGGAGAUUCCACCCAGCUGCUUGACCGGGAUGAUGCCGACGGGCCAUUGAUCGAGGCUCCGAGUCUUGCAAAUGUAGAUGGGACCUACUACCUUUCGUUCUCCUCGAAUAUGUACGAUACAACCUACUAUGAUGUCAGCUACGCCACGGCUUCGGCGCUCACUGGACCCUUCACCAAAGCCCAGGCACCCGAUGCACCUCUGCUUGUAUCUGGGGACCCGAGUAAUGUGGGGAAUCUGGCAGGGCCUGGUGGUGCUGAUUUUAGCGCGGAUGGUUCGAAGAUUGUAUUCCAUGCUUUUGAGAAUGGCCAGAAUAUUGACAACGGCCGCGCGAUGUAUGUCGCAGAUAUUAGUGUUUCUGGUGGUGCAAUCACUAUCCAGUAG